Cladophialophora bantiana CBS 173.52 is the source of this 699-nucleotide messenger RNA. RefSeq lists its product as uncharacterized. Gene Ontology annotation, molecular function: acetyltransferase activity. NCBI's taxonomy places the organism in Eukaryota, Fungi, Ascomycota, Eurotiomycetes, Chaetothyriales, Herpotrichiellaceae. The transcript has 3 exons. The record is from RefSeq and is a predicted model, not a curated record. The coding region runs from base 1 to 699 and encodes 232 amino acids.
AUGCUCGACCAUCCAGAGUGGCAGAGGGCCCAACGAGGCGAGCUAUAUCAUGCUUUUGUCCCCGAACUCAUCGCCGCUCGAGAUCGAUGCAAGCAAGCUUGUAACAAGUUAAAUUCCUCAGCCUGGAUAACGCGCCGCAGAGCCAUUGAACUGUGGAGAGAAAUCACCAACGACACUCGCUCCCUUCCACCCCAGCAGGCAUCUUUGGUAGAAGACAAGCUCUUCGAGAAGGAGCCGUCCGUCGUCGGCCUGAUCCAUGCCGACUACGGCUUCAAUAUCGUGCUGGGCAAAGGAGCACAAUUGAAUUUGAACUCUUCGUUUGUCGACACCUGCCCCAUCCGCAUUGGAGCCCGUACCUUGGUCGCGCCGAACUGCAGCUUCUCCUCAGGAACGCAUCCCCUUGACCCGGCACUCAAGAACAGAACGAAUGGUCCCGAGCUUGGGAAGAAGAUAAAUGUUGGCGAAGACUGCUGGCUGGGACGAAAUGUUAUUAUCUUGCCAGGGGUGACGAUCGGGCCAGGCUGCACUGUUGGAGCCGCAAGCGUGGUAACAAAAGGCAUCCCUGGUUUCCACGCAGCGGCGGGAAAUCCUGCCAGGAUUUUGAGAAAGAUCCAAACUCCAAUGGACCCAACUCAAGAUAUCUCGAGGCCGCCAAAACAAGAAAGAGAGCAGGGAGCAGAAGGUGUGACGACUGAGUGA